AUGGUAGAAGUGAAGAUUAACGACGAAGUCAAAGUUGGCGGCAACAAUCCGUGCUUCAUCAUAGCGGAAGUCGGACAAAACCACCAAGGAGAUAUUGAAAUAGCAAAAAAGUUAAUAAAAGCAGCUAAGGAUGCAGGUGCCAACUGUGUCAAGUUUCAAAAGACUUGUCUCAAAGAGAAAUUCACAAAGAAAUACUUAGAGCGGCCGUAUGAUAACCCCAAUUCUUGGGGCAAGACUUAUGGCGAACAUAAAAGACACUUGGAAUUCUCAGAGAGCCAGUACAGAGAAUUAUUCAAAUACGCACAUGAAGUAGGAAUACUAUGCACGGCCUCUGCUAUGGAUAUGGUCUCCUUCGACUUCUUAGUCAACAUGAAGGUACCAUUCAUCAAAAUUGGAUCGGGUGACUCGAACAACUUGUUGUUCUUAAAAUAUGCCGCAUCAAAACAGGUCCCUCUUAUUAUAUCGACGGGAAUGGUUGAUAAGUCUGCGGUGAAAACUAUUUAUGAUAUAAUUUCGGCGCAACACAAGAAUUUCUGUCUGCUGCACUGUAUCUCAGCGUAUCCCGUUCCUUAUGAAGACUGCAAUUUGACUGUGAUUCAAGAUUAUAUGAACACGUUUGACAUCCCUAUCGGGUACUCUGGACAGGAGGUCGGCACUGCUGUAGCAUUGGCGUCUGUUGCUUUGGGAGCUAAGGUGUUGGAGAAGCACAUUACCCUGGAGAAGACGAUGAAGGGAACCGACCACGUGUGUUCCCUCACCCCUCCCGAGUUCCAGCAGUUGGUGCGAGAUGUCCGCGUCAUCGAGAACGCACUCGGCACGCCCAUCAAGAAAGUCGUCACUUCAGAGAUCCCCUGCAUUGACAAAUUACAAAAAUCACUCGUAAUGGGCUGCACGAAGAACAAGGGAGAGAUCCUCUACCCUGGCGAUGUCAAAAUCAAAGUGGCUGAGCCCAAAGGCUUGAAUGCCCUACACUUCGAAGAGGUCAUAUACAAAACGUUGGUGUACGACAAGAAGGAAGACGAACCUUUGAACCAAGGCGACUUCUGCUAA
Spodoptera littoralis (African cotton leafworm) is the source of this 1050-nucleotide messenger RNA. The record is from the annotation of a GenBank genome assembly. NCBI's taxonomy places the organism in Eukaryota, Metazoa, Arthropoda, Insecta, Lepidoptera, Noctuidae.